UGCACUGAACUAUCUUAGCUAUCAAUUUUAGGGUUACUGGUGUGAGUUGCGAAAUUCUGCAGAACCAGUAAGUUACAACAAUGGGGAUUCCUUGGAUUAGAGGAAGGCUUUGUGAAAUUUCUUGGAAGCUUCCCCCUCCCGGCUCUUAGGUACGUGUCUAACGACGCUAUUGCAUAAAGUUCUGAACUGAUAAUACCGCCCUAUAUUAAAUGUUUGAUGUUUGUAUGCUUUUCUAAUUGAUUGACAUCAUUUCCUUCCCUAAAUUCCAACUGUUAUUCCUUUAAAUUUUCUGGCACAUGAUUUUUGUACUGUUGUUUCUUGUCCAUUUUGGAAAUUCUUGUGUGGAAUUUCAAUUUGGGUAUUUUCCCCCGGGAUCUAUGAUCCGUUGUGAAAUUUCUUGGAAAUUUCCUUCCGGGUUUCCAUCACUCGUAGGAAUAAAUAAUGGAACUCUUCUUUUCCCUACUCGAUAGAAACAUGGAGUCUAGUGCAGAAGAUUUGCGUUCUGCACUAGUUCCAUUGAUGAAACUUAUUUCUCUUACCGUCAUUGGCCUGGUUCUUUCCCACUCGAAAACUCAUAUGGUUCCAAAAGCUACUUUCAAGCUUCUCAGCAAGCUAGUCUUUGCUCUGUUCUUGCCCUGCCUGAUUUUCACCAACCUCGGUGAAUCCAUUACUAUCAAAACUAUCACCUUGUGGUGGUUCAUCCCAGUCAAUAUUGUCAUCAGCACUGCCAUAGGUGGUGUUUUGGGUUAUUUGGUGACAAUAAUAUGCCAGUCACCACCUCAAUAUUUUCGAUUCAUCAUCAUCAUGACUGCAUUUGGGAACAUGGGCAAUCUUCCACUUGCCAUUGUUGCCUCUAUAUGCCACAGUGAAGAUAAUCCAUUUGGUCCCGAUUGCCGUAGGACCAGUGUGUCUUACAUAGCUUCUGCCCAAUGGGUUUCUGUAGUUCUUGUCUAUACCCUUGUUUACCAUAUGAUGGAGCCACCAUUGGACUAUUAUGAGAUUGUUGAGGAAGAAGGGAUUGAAUUUGAGGAACAAGCCCCGGGUGGUGAACUCAGUAGGCCACUUCUUGUUGAAGCUGAAUGGCCCGGAAUUGAAGACAAAGAAACUGAGCAUUGCAAGACACCUUUCAUUGCCAGAGUCUUUAAUAGCAUGUCAAGCAUCUCACUAAGUACCAUUCCGGAUUUUAAUUUAUCAAUGGAUGAGGGUGGAAGAAAUAAUAAUCCCGAGUCCAUUAGGUGUUUGGCAGAGCCCAGGAUGGUAAGAAGGAUAAGAAUUGUUGCAGAACGAACCCCAGCUCAUCACAUUCUUCAACCCCCAACAAUUGCUUCUCUUUUAGCCGUCAUAAUUGGGUUAGUUCCCUGGCUGAAAGAAUUGGUGUAUGGAGAUGAUGCUCCACUUUCGUUUAUCAUUGACAGUUUAGAGAUCUUGGCUGCCGCGAUGGUUCCUUCAGUAAUGCUUAUUCUUGGAGGAAUGCUUGCCGAGGGUCCAAAUGAAUCCAAGCUUGGAAUUCGAACUACCAUGGGCAUUGUUGUUGCAAGGCUCUUGAUUCUUCCUUUACUUGGGAUUGGGGUUGUGUUUUUGGCUGAUAAAAUGAACCUUUUGGCCCCUAGGGACCAAAUGUACCGGUUUGUGCUCUUGUUGCAGUACACAACACCAAGUGCCAUCUUGUUGGGAGCAAUUGCAAGCUUAAGAGGUUAUGCAAUUAGUGAAGCUUCAGCUCUUCUCUUCUGGCAGCAUGUGUUUGCCAUUUUCUCUGUUUCAUUAUACAUAAUUAUUUACUUCAAAGUGCUUCUUUUUUACAUAUGAGUUUUGUUUUAACAGUUCCGCCAUAUUGCUGUACUUGUUAAGGAUGCAUGAUUAGAAUGCAAUGGAUGAGACCUGAGUCAUACUCCUUUUUAAACUUUGCU
Messenger RNA from Malania oleifera, 1907 nucleotides. RefSeq names its product protein PIN-LIKES 2-like. The coding region runs from base 442 to 1806 and encodes 454 amino acids. Gene Ontology annotation, cellular component: membrane. The record is from RefSeq and is a predicted model, not a curated record. The transcript has a single exon. Gene Ontology annotation, biological process: endoplasmic reticulum to cytosol auxin transport. Lineage: Eukaryota; Viridiplantae; Streptophyta; Magnoliopsida; Santalales; Ximeniaceae.